Cylicocyclus nassatus is the source of this 963-nucleotide messenger RNA. The record is from the annotation of a GenBank genome assembly. NCBI's taxonomy places the organism in Eukaryota, Metazoa, Nematoda, Chromadorea, Rhabditida, Strongylidae.
AUGUUUUUCUGCCUCAGUAUUGCAAACCGUGUAUUUCAGAUAGAACAGGCAACAGGUCGAUCUACCUAUGUUCAGCGAAGCCGGCCGGACAUCCAUGACCGCCUGUCUGUUCGAAAACCUAGGAGUGAAGAAAUGAGCACUGAUCAGGAUUGGACAGCAGUUUGGCCCGCAGCAAGAUCUUUUGCUUCUUCUGUAGUCCCACUUCCAGUUAGGAUGGGAACGCGUCCAAACCCCGAAAAGCGAGCGCCAUUUAAGAAGCAGGGUAAUCUGGAACUUGUGAAGAUUCCAAAUUUCCUUCAUUUAACACCUGCUGCUAUAGAGAAGCAUUGCAAUGCCAUAAAAAAAUUCUGUACCCAGUAUCCUCAAGAGCUUAUAGAGAACAAAGAUUUAGUAGAAAGCGAAUUUCCCAUGAAAAUUAAUUACAACACUUAUGUUCACCAGGGAACGAAUAUCAGAGACAAUCGGGCUCGCGUCAUCACGUUACAGGAUAAACUCAUCCGUCUCGCUGGUGAUCGUUAUGAUGAGAAGACAGACACUUUGACAGUUAUCACCGAUAGGUGUAUCACAAGAAAACAGAAUCUUGACUACGCGUUCUAUCUGCUAACCGCAAUAUAUCAUGAAGCUAACAAGGUAGAAUCCUGGGAGGAAUUGAAGCAGCGUCAGGAUAGUCUCAAGGUUGAGUUCGAAGGGUCAGAAACGCAAAAGAAACUGGUUUCUUUCCUCAAGCAUGCCGUCAAAAAUGAAAAGCUUGAAACUCCUCUCAAAGUUGGCGGUGAUGUCAGCGAAAGUCAAAUUACUACCGAUUCCCACGUUCAAGAGUUUGGAAAAUUGUGGAACAAGUACAUAAAUGAGGAGGAAACACCCGAAUCGACAAGGGAGUACGCGAAGAGCAUUAAAACUUUGCUUGGCAUAAAAUCCCCCACGAUAGGAAGUCCAAAUAAUGUGAAUGUCAGUUCAUCUUGA